CUUGGCCCAAGGCUUUGGCCACAAGGCUCAGAAGGGAGCUGCCGCUGGGAGAUCACACACUCAGAGCUCGGCGGGGGUUCCGCCACCCCUAUCAGCACUGGAGCGGCCAUGCCGCACCCCUACAGGUGGGAGCAGCUGAACCCGGAUGCGGACCCAGAGCGCACGGUGACUCCGCGCGCUGGUCAUACCCUGACGCCCAGCGGCUCCGGCUUCCUCAUGUUCGGGGGCAUGGACAGCAGGAGAAACGACCAGGGCCAGUCCGCCCCGAACAGCGAUCUCUUCGUGCUGAAGCUGGGUAACGAUCGCACGUACAAGUGGGAACCGAUCGAGCUAGAUGCCGCCUCACAGGUGCCCCCCGCGCGCACGCUGCACUCGGCGGUGGGCACCAGGACCACCAACAACGACGAGGUGUUCAUCUUCGGGGGCAUCCACUCCGCGAUGCCCUACCAGUGCCUGCAGGACGGCUGGAUACUGGACGCCUCGUGCAUGGAGUGGAAGAAGGUCCACUUCAAGUCGCAGCCCACGGGCAACAAGGGAGCCGCGUCGCGGAGGAUGACGGGCCUGAUCCAGGAGCGCAACAAGGAGGAGUGGGGCGUCCGACGGAAGCAGUCCUCCGGCAAGCUGCGCGGCUCCAAAGCGCGAGCCACACUGGCCUCCAGCACGAGGGGGAACAGCACCGCGCUCCGUGCGAGCGGCCCGACGAGCAGCAUCAGCUUCGCCUCGCUGGCCGGGGCCGCCACCCGCGCCGUGCAUGAGAAGCGCGUGUCGCGCGGCGGCUCCAUGGUCGGGCUGUCCGCGCUCAUGGGCGGGCCUGGUGGGGGGUCUGGCGGCUCCUCGAAGAAGUGGCGUGGCAUCCUGCAGAAGAAGAUGGGCAGCAUGCUCCAGGCGCCGCGCAGUGGAGCCAUGAGCAUGAAGAUGCGGAGGCCCGCGGGGCCAGCGAUGGGCGGCGCCAACCUCAUGGCGACCAACGAGGAGCAGUUCCACGAGGAGCUCGUUGCCAUGGUCUCACAGGCGGUGCGCGAUGACUCGGGCCCUGCCAGUGACGUGUUCAUGCCGGCACCUCGCUCUAACCACACCUCGUGCCUGCAUGAGAACGCAGUUGUCCUGUUCGGUGGGCACGGAGGCUUGGGCUACCAGCGGAAGGCGUUCAACGACACUUGGGUGCUGAACUUGGACAACGCGCGCUGGAACGAGCUGACGUGCCAGGGGACACCUCCGCCUCCCCGCUCUGGGCACACAGCGUUCUGCAAGGACGGGUGCGUGUUCAUAUUCGGAGGCUGGAACCAUGAGUCCCAGUUCAACGACCUGUUCAUGCUGGACGUGGAGAACAAGGACUGGAGCGAUCUCGAUCUGUUGUGGGGAGUGCCCAGGUGGAACUGCUCCUUGCAGCUGGUCGAAGCCAUCCCUUCAUGGCGCGUCUUCGUAUUCGGAGGCACCGCCGACAUCGGCGGCGAGGGCAGGAGCGGUGGAUUCUUCGACAACAGGAUCGGCGUGCUGAACCUCGGAGAGAACUACGAGUGGGAGGACCAUCCGCUCGCGAUGAAUCCCGAAGAUCAGCGUCCAAUCCCUCGCGAGCACUCGGCGAUCUGCUAUGACCCGGAGGAGUCGCGCCUGCUCGUCUUUGGUGGCUGGUCCAACAAGUGGCUCGACGACGUGUGGCAGAUCAACGUAUCGUCCAUUGUCGGUCCGCCCUACGCCAUACUGAAGGUAGAGCCGCCGUUGGGUCCCGUCACGGGCCAGAUGAAAGUCAAGGUGUACGGCGUCGGGUUCCUGGCUACUCACGGCAUGGUCAGUGUCGAGUUCGCUGCCGGUAAGUUCAGCGCGAGCACGCAGGGGACCGUCAUCACCGACGAGGUCAUCGAGUGCCUUACACCAUGCGUCGCGAACAGCUUGGGCCCGAAGGAGUGCGUCGUUCGCGUGCAAAUUGGCGCGCGCGACCUGACCACCACGACCACGACCUAUGCUUUUUUCCUCAACUCAAUCGCAGACAAAUCCCUUUGCUUCGGCCCUGGUGUCCUCCAGGAGCAGCAGGCGAACCAGGAGACCCGCCUGAUCAUCCAGCUGCGCAACCAGAACGGCGUGAACCGGACGACGGGGCGCGACGAGUUCGUCAUCACUCUGCAGCAGAAGGUUCCGCUGGAGGACGGCAAGGAGACCAGGCGGGACCUGCCGUUCGAGCUACUGGACAAGAACACCGGCCAGUACGAGAUGAAGUACAUCGCCGAGGAGGGCGACGUGGAAAUUCACAUCAAGCUGCUGGACGAGAACGGCAAGGCACAGCCUGUCCGCGGUUCGCCCUUCAAGGCGUCCUUCACGUCGUCUGCCAGGAAUCGUGCGAACGAGUACUCUGGGCCUCUGGUUACGCAAUGGAUCUCACACAGUUUGAAGGGCCUGGACGAGUUUUACCAGAAUACCAAUACAGGUCACCAGACGAAGAUUAAGGACGGCGACGUCAUGGCCCUGAUCAAGGUGAUGAACCACAUCAAGGACAUGUACGAUCAAGAGGAGGAGCUGAUUCUGCGGCAGGACGAGAUCUUCGAGACCCUCGCGCAGCUCGAGAGGGAGGGAUUGCCAGGCGAAAAGCAGCUGAAGCAACUGAAGAAAAUAGGAGCGAACCUGACGCAGCUCAAGGAGGACAUUAUCGCCAAGCAGAAGGAGAUACAGCCGACGGAGCAGAAGGAGAGCGAUUUGUACAGGAAGAAGAUAAACGAGUUCGAGACCGAGCUGAAGACCUACCAGUCUGGCUUGCGCAAGGAGGCUUAUUAUUUUUACAAGAGCGGCCUGGAGCUCGCCACCAAGCGCUUGAACGACGUCACCGCCGAUUUAGACAAGCUGCAAGCUCGAAUGGACGACCUGUCGUACAUCGCCACCAACUUCAAUUAUGCGGACGCCCUGAUCGGCUCGAAGAAGAUCAUGCAGGCGAUGCGCGAGGACGUCGCGAGCAUGCGUUCGCUUUGGGAAUUCGAGCAGACCAGGAUCACGACCACGGAAGAGUUCCUUGUUGUCAGGUGGGGAGUCGUGGUCGCAACUGAGAUGGAAGACGAGAUCAAGGCGCUAUUUAAGAGGUUGAAGGAGGUAAAGGUGGACCGCAAGUGCGACGCCUACCUUGGCGUCCAGGAUGUUGUCAAGAAGUGGGUGACAUUCCUGCCGCUUGCUGGGGAACUGCGCGACCCCGCGAUGCGGCCGAGGCACUGGACACAGUUGAUGGAGCUGUGCGGGAAGUCGAUCACGGUCACGCCCGACAUCCUGCUGCGCGACAUGUGGAAUUUGGAGCUUCACAAGUUCUCAGACGCCGUCGAGGACACGGCGGACCAGGCGAAGCAGGAGUCGAAGAUGGAGGCCACGCUGAAGAAGAUCUCCGGCGAGUGGGCAGGCGUAGAGUUCGACUUCGAGCCGCACAAGGGCAACGACGAGAUCAAGCUGAUGAAGAUCACGGACGACAAGUUUGAGACUCUGGAGGAGCAUCAGGUUCAAGUUCAGAACAUGUUCGCUUCGCGUUUUCUGUCCACGUUCGAGACGGAGGUCGUGUUCUGGCAGAAGACGCUGGCCAACGUGGCCGAGGUCUCCCAGGCGCUGUCGGAAGUCCAGCGCUCGUGGGCCUUCCUCGAGAACUUGUUCAUCUACAGCGAGGAGGUGAAGAAGGAACUGCCAGAAGACAGCGACAAGUUCGUCGGCAUCGACAUGGAUGUCAAGGAAAUCCUGAAGCAGGGCACCGAGAUGACGAUCUGCAAGGACUUCUGCAACCAGGGCAACAUCUUCCAGCGCCUGGAGAAGACGCAGACGCAGCUCACCAUGUGCGAGAAAGCGCUGAACGAGUUCAUGGACGGCAAGCGCAGAGCAUUCCCCCGCUUCUACUUCAUGUCGUCCGCGGACCUGCUGGACGUCCUGAGCAACGGCAACUCGCCUGCGAAGGUGGUGCCCCAGUUCCCCAAGUUCUUCAUCGCCAUCGACAGCUAUCCGUAG
Prorocentrum cordatum is the source of this 3963-nucleotide messenger RNA. The record is from the annotation of a GenBank genome assembly. NCBI's taxonomy places the organism in Eukaryota, Dinophyceae, Prorocentrales, Prorocentraceae.